This is a messenger RNA of Peronospora matthiolae, 150 nucleotides long. The record is from the annotation of a GenBank genome assembly. Lineage: Eukaryota; Oomycota; Peronosporomycetes; Peronosporales; Peronosporaceae.
AUGGGUUCAGGGGCUUGUGCUGCUGCAACUGAAGCUACAGGAGCUGCUGAAAAAGCUGCAGAUAAAGGAGUUGAAGCUGGUGAGGAAGCUGAAGCUCUGCGCAGGAGAGGGAUGGAGACACGAGCGCAGGAGAGCGGCGACGAGCGGUAG